UUGUAAUAGUGAGUGGCUGGGUGUGUUUGCUUUACAUAAAUUUUCGUAUUUUAUUACGGCAAAACUGCGAUAAUUUCCGUUUUUAUAAUGCCAGUGGAGUUGGAAUACAAUUAUGAUGCAGCCGUGGCCUCCUUGGAUUUUUUUUCACAGGAGGAUUUCAACAGUUUGAAGGAAUGGACUCAAAAGGCUGAUAAAACCAAAUACAUCCCUAAGGAUAUAACUGAUAAGCAAUUGUUAUUAUUUUAUAAUGCCUGCGACGGGGACGUUCCGAAAGUUAAGACUUGUAUAGAGAAAUAUUAUUACUGUCGGAAGAAUACUCCAGAUUUUUUCGACAAUCGCGCUGUUUAUUCGGAUGAAAUGAAGCCUAUGGCUGAAGCCUUAGAGUUUUCAAUACUACCUGGCAAGUCGUGUGAGGGCUACGAUAUCAUAUUCCACCGGCUUCGGUACACGGAGCCCUCUAAAUACCACUUUGAACUUGGCUGCAGAAUGCUAUUCAUGGCUGUCGAUGCGUGUUUGAGUCAACGCGGUCCCCAGCCCGGCGUGAUAUUCCUGUUUGACAUGCGGGGCGUCAAACUCGGCCAUCUAGCGCGGUGUGGAUUAUCGUCAAUCCGCAAGUUCUUCCAGUACCUCCAAGAGGCUCUGCCCCUGAAAAUGAGGGCCAUACACGUGAUGAACACGGAGCCGAUCAUUGACAAGCUGAUGAUGGUCAUCCGUCCUUUCAUGGAGAAGAAAUUCUUCGACAUGAUAAAAUUCCACGCCAAAGAGGAGGACUUGGAGAAGUUUUACGAGACUGUCAUACCCAGAUCCACAUUGCCGCCAGAUUAUGGCGGGAGUCUACCAGACACACAGAUAUUGCACGCGAGGUGUAUGCAGACCCUGCACUCCUUGGUGCCAUACUUCCAGGCUGAAGAGGCCCAGAGGAUAGCGGCUUUGCCUGACAAGAAAAGGGAAAAAAUGGAAAAGGCAUUCAAGAAUUUAGAUAUAGAUUAAUUGUAAACUGGGAGAAACAUUGCAUUUGAGUAAGUGAUUUGAUUUGAUAUUAUUUACGUAGAUUAAUCCUGUUGCACAUUUAUGUUUUGUAAAUAUCUAGCGGGAUAUUUAAAAAAAAAAUAGAAAAGACAUAUUUUAAUGCUACUAAAUACUACUUUUUUCGCUUAACUAGCAACAUUGAAAUCUAAAAGUCGAUUCUAUGACAAUUUUGAUUAAAUGUUACAAAGAGCUCUUUUAAAAUCCUGUUUUCUUAUCGCGUAUAUAUUUUACCCUUCAUAAGUUUUAUUAAACUUAUCUUAGAAGGACGAGUUCAUUGUAGAUGCUUCCAUAGGACUUUAUAAUUAAGAAGUAGUAUUUUAAGGUUUAGUUUCGUGAUACUUUUGGUACACGUAUAUGUUUGUCAUUAUGUCCUAAGGGGUAGACAGAGCCUCGGUUUGAUUAUGAAAAAUAAAGUAGUAUAAACUGAUCGUAUAGAAGGCAUUCGUAAGCCUGUUUGCUUGAUCGGUUUUUGCAUUAACUAAAGUAUAAAAAGGUCACAACAAUUAUUAAUAGAUGCAGCAUAAUAUAUUAUGUCUUAUCUGAUGCCACAAUACUUUCUAAAGCUUUGAAUAUUUUAUGAGUUAAAAAUGUUGAACAAACAGCUGUUAUAUAAAUCUUCUUGUUAUAUAUUUAGCUUCAAUUAAUAAAUGGAUGUGCAUGAAUAUGUAAAAAUAACCAUUAUCUUAAUAUUAUCAUGAAUGCACUUAAUUAAACCUAUAAUGGAUGUAUUAUAUAUAACUGUUUAUUAUAAAUUUAGAGGGGAUUAAUGUAAUUAUCUUAUUAUGAAGACUGGCUUGUCUUUAAGCUGAUAACUGCGACUAUCUUAUACACGAAUUCUAGAUAGUAACCCUUUAAAACGGAA
Messenger RNA from Amyelois transitella, 1891 nucleotides. Its product is annotated as alpha-tocopherol transfer protein-like. Bases 88 to 990 code for a protein of 300 amino acids. Gene Ontology annotation, cellular component: membrane. Gene Ontology annotation, molecular function: phosphatidylinositol bisphosphate binding. NCBI's taxonomy places the organism in Eukaryota, Metazoa, Arthropoda, Insecta, Lepidoptera, Pyralidae. The record is from RefSeq and is a predicted model, not a curated record. The transcript has 5 exons.